Molecule: messenger RNA, 1404 nt
Organism: Ctenocephalides felis (cat flea)
Lineage: Eukaryota; Metazoa; Arthropoda; Insecta; Siphonaptera; Pulicidae
Product: protein ZBED8-like
Exons: 1
Coding region: 1-1404 (467 amino acids)
Source: RefSeq, a predicted model, not a curated record
AUGACCUUGCGACAUUCAUGUAGAUCAGUGAUUCCCAAAGUGGGCGCCAGAAUGAAAAAAAUUUCGUUGAGCAAUAAUACCGUGCAAAGAAGAAUUGAUGAAAUGGCACAAGAUGUUGAAGAUUCAUUAUGUGGCUACUUGAAAACAUCUCGGUUUUCAAUUCAACUUGACGAAUCCACAUUGCCCGAAAACGAAGCUUUGCUUUUAGCAUAUGUCCGGUUUAUAAGAGAAGAAAAAAUGUGUCAAGAAUUAUUGUUUGCUAAAUCUUUGAAAACUGACACGAAGGGAGAAACAAUAUUUUUUGCAUUAGAUGAGUUUUUUAAAGAAAAAGGAAUACCUCUAAGAAAUAUUUUAUCAGUAGCCACAGAUGGUGCUCCAGCGAUGGUAGGGCGCUACAAGGGUUUUUUUGCAUUUUUAAAAAAGAAGGUGCCAAAUGCUUUUGCAGUACACUGUGUCAUUCAUCGCCAACAUCUUGUUGCUAAAAAUUUGAGUGAACGCCUUCAUAAUUCGUUGCAAUAUGUUAUUAGAGCUACCAACCUAAUAAAAAGCAGAGCUAAGAAUGAUAGGUUAUUUAAACAGCUUUGUAUUGAUAACGACGAAGAAUAUAAUCGUUUGCUGCUUCAUACAGAAGUAAGGUGGCUAUCAAAGGGUGCCUGCUUAGAUAGAUUUUAUAAACUUUUUAAUUCGGUGCUGGAGUUUUUGAAGGAUAAUAAUGAGGAUUUGCGAUCAAAACUAAUACACUACAAAAGUGACAUCGCUUACUUAACAGAUUUAUUUAAAAAAUUCAAUGAAUGCAAUAUACAACUUCAAGGGGAUGAAAUAAACUUAAUAAAAACAAAAUCUAUUAUUCCUGCAUUCAUUACAAAACUGUUUAUAUUCAAGCAAAAUUUUGGACGAGGAGAAUUAGGUCAGUUUCCAAACCUAUCAGAAGCAGAAAAAAAAGAUAGCGAUAUACAGUCUUACUGUGAGCACUUAAAUGCACUUCAUUCUGAUUUUUCUAAGCGAUUCGAAGAUAUCAUGGAAAUGAACAUACCUGAUUGGAUUUUCGAUCCCUUUACAAGUGGAAUUACAGAAGAUUCUCCAGAGCUACAAGAAGAAUUGAUGGAGAUAAUGACAAAUGAGGAACUGAAAUUUAAAUUCAAGAGUGGUUACCAACAAUUCUGGCUGCAAAAAGAGAUCCCGACGGCUUACCCACAAGUUUGGUCAGUCAUUGAAAAAUUUCUUAUUGCAUUUCCAUCAUCAUACUUAGUGGAAUGUGGAUUCAGCGGUGCAACCAAUUUAUUAACAAAUACAAGAAACCGAUUACAAAUAGUAGAUCGUGGAGAUUUAAGAUUACUUCUGACGAAGAUAGAACCGCGAAUUGCGAAAUUGGUAGCAGCACACCAGAUUCAUCCCUCAAAUUAA